Fulvia fulva is the source of this 465-nucleotide messenger RNA. RefSeq lists its product as uncharacterized. NCBI's taxonomy places the organism in Eukaryota, Fungi, Ascomycota, Dothideomycetes, Mycosphaerellales, Mycosphaerellaceae. Bases 1 to 465 code for a protein of 154 amino acids. The record is from RefSeq and is a predicted model, not a curated record. The transcript is spliced from 2 exons.
AUGGCACAACAAGGCGCCUCAAAAGACACCUGGAAGUGCAGACUGCUCUCGCUUCCAGCCGAGAUGGAGAACAAGAUCUACCGCUACACCCUCACCACUCCAGAAGACAUAGAAAUCCGCUCCGCCGCCGAUCUGCCCGUCGGGCCCGGACUCCUGCGAACUUGUCGACAGAUCCGCCCUGAGGCUAUUGGCAUCUACUACCACGAGAACGACUUCGCAUUCCCCAUCCAGAACUUCAACGCCGAUUGCUACAUCAAGUUCUGCAAGUCAUCCAGAAACCGACUAAUGUCCAGCCACAUCUUCCGCAUAUACGAGGCGCGCACGGGUUCAUGGCCGAACCUUGUGCGAUGGCUCAAAGCGUGGUGGGACUAUGAGUGUAGGUCGCUUGAACCUCCCGAAAAAGAGCGACGCCAAGGGGACACGCUGUGUUGCCCACUGGUUCGAUAUCGACCAUCGCGUUCGUAA